AUGUUUGACUCUGGUGUUAUUCAUCUCAUUGAUGGUCUGAAGAUCGACAGCCCGUUGAAUGCUCUUACCUUGACACAUGAUCACCAUCGGUCAUUUGACUUGGAGGAGAUUGAUGAUGUGAGGGCGGAUGGCUCAACAAACUUGGGUAUCUCUCCGACAGCUAAGACCCCAAAGAAGGACACCUUCCACGUCCAAGAAGUCAAUGGGCCACUACAAGGCCGGGUCACGUGGCGAAGCCGACCAAUCCACCGCACGUGA
Molecule: messenger RNA, 258 nt
Organism: Histoplasma mississippiense
Lineage: Eukaryota; Fungi; Ascomycota; Eurotiomycetes; Onygenales; Ajellomycetaceae
Exons: 2
Coding region: 1-258 (85 amino acids)
Source: RefSeq, a predicted model, not a curated record